Molecule: messenger RNA, 3543 nt
Organism: Orbilia oligospora ATCC 24927
Lineage: Eukaryota; Fungi; Ascomycota; Orbiliomycetes; Orbiliales; Orbiliaceae
Exons: 5
Coding region: 1-3543 (1180 amino acids)
Biological process (GO): protein phosphorylation; IRE1-mediated unfolded protein response; mRNA processing
Cellular component (GO): IRE1-TRAF2-ASK1 complex
Molecular function (GO): protein serine/threonine kinase activity; ATP binding; RNA endonuclease activity
Source: RefSeq, a predicted model, not a curated record
AUGAGAGCCUUAUCGACAGUAGGCAUGCGCCGGAGCGUGUCAUUAAAUUUCAUUUUAACCUUUUUCUUCGUUUUCACGGCUCUGUUGCAGGUCAUCGGUGCUGAGAAGGUGGUUCGGAAAUCCGCGUAUCCAGGGAGUUCUGCUUCGAGAAAUGCGGCCGAAAUCAAUAAACAAUUAGACGAGACUUUGUCGGAGAAAGAAACGCAGCUGGCGAAGGGGCAAAUCAUUCCACCGAGUUCUUAUCAAACAUCCGACAAAAGACGACGUUCACUUGCCAAAGAAGAUAUUGAGAAUGCAGGAAGCAGGGGUCCGUCUGUUGAGAGUUAUGCUGGGGAUGUUCCAAGCCCAAUCAAACCCGAGGAUUCGCUGGCGACAAUGGCCAACCCGAUUGUCAAUCCACCUUCAACUCUUUUUGAACAAGUGGAAAACAGUCCUCGGCCCGUUGAUCCAUUCACUGGCACAAUGAGAUCGCUGUCAGAUUGGAAAUUGGAGGACCUAUAUAUCGCCAUUACCAUGAAUGGAAAUAUCACAGCGUCGAAUCGAACAACCGGGGUUCCUCUUUGGAAUGUUACAAGUAGCCCUCUUUGGAAUGUCACACGCCAUGUCCAGCUCGACGAUGACAAUGACAAUGAUCUCGAUUGGAUAAUCGAGCCAGGAAAUGGCGGAUCUCUGUACUCACACUCUCUUACCAACGGUUUGCAAAAGGGUGCACUCCAAUCUAUGAAAUAUAUUUGUGAUCAUUCGCCUUACCAGGCUAGAAAUGGGAUGAUUUUACGGGGCACUAAAGACACCGAUAUUUACACCAUCAAUCCCUUGACCGGGAAAUUCCUCUCUACUAGUAGUGGUAGUAUCUCAAACGGACUACCAGACAAGUGCAUAAAACGAACUAGACUAGAAGGCCUAGACGACGACGACGACGAAGAGUGUACCCCCCGCAAAGUUAGCCUUGCGCGAACAGAUUAUACCGUCGAUAUCUCGCAUGAAGAUAAGGGGCGGUUGUGGACUUUGAGAUAUACUGAGUGGGGUAUUGGCUCGCAGAACGUCGAUCUUGAGAAGCAAUAUAAAGUUAGCUUGGACAAUAAAUAUUUCUUUCCCUUGCCAGGCGGUGGGCUCGUUUGCCGUGACAUUGUCGAAGAUAAACGAAAGUUCAGGGCAAGCUACGAAGAGGCUGUUGCCCAAAUAUUCGAUCUGGCUAGGAAUGUUCAUGACGAAAGCCUUGUGCUCCUACCACAUCCGAAAGCACCAUCGCAAGAUCACGGAAGAAGGAUACUAGCCAGCCUGGAGGGAGGAAAUGGUGUUUUCGCUUUGCCAGAUUUGUCGGAAGAUGGAAAUGGCCUUUCCGACGCAGCUACUCUCCCAAACAACAAAUGGUUUUCAAUGGGCUUGAAGGAGCGCCGAGACGCUCUUCAAGGGAGGCGUACCAUCAAGGGUUUUCAGCUCCGAGUUCCAAAUACCCUUGAAGGACCUUCAUCUGACUCAAAUACGUCUGAACAAUCGGGUUCGCACGCCGGUAGCGGUGAUGUUCCUAGAGCUCGCGGGGAACCAUUGAAAGAGAAUACAGCCCUCCAGGUUGUUGCUCUUAUUAUAAUGAUGUCUUUGAUGUGGUUUGCCGGCAGGCACUCCACAGACCUCUCACUAGCACUUCGCCGAUUCCGCCAGAAACUCCCAACGCCUUUGCAAAGUGGGCCUACCCGUCAGAUACUAGACAUCAGCCCCAACACCCCAAUGAUCAAGGAGACCUUUACGACAGAAGAAGUUCAACAGCCCAUCGCUCCAGAGUCCGUUCCGGUACAAAUUGAAACCGAAGUUAAGAGCGUUCAAGUUGUCAUCAAAGAAGAAUUACCACCACAACUCGCCGCAGAAAUUGAGAAUGAAGCGACACCUGACGAUUUUGUUGUUGUUCCAGUUCCACAAAUUGUUCCUCCGAACAAGAAAGUUGUAACAUUUGCUGAUUCUAAUGAUGCUGAUGUCAAAGACGAUCAAGAAGGAGGAUCCGACAACGACGAGCCAAACGACGGCGACAAACCCUCAGCGCCAUCCACCCCUAAGAAAAGUAGAAAGCGUGGUGCUCGAGGGAAUCGGAAGAGAAAGAAGAAGAACUCAGAAACCGAAACCGAAGAGAAGAAAUUGAAUGUUAGCGAGCCAGAAGACCUUUCGGGAGGAAAGGCUGGAGGCUCAAUAAUCCGCGGCCCUGAGCUGCUACUUCUCGAUGAAAACGGCAAUGGUCAAGUUGCAGAAGAUCUUUUUGUCACCAACACCGUUCUGGGUUACGGAAGUCAUGGAACUCGCGUUUUCAAAGGAAAGUUUGGCGACAGAGAAGUCGCUGUCAAGCGUCUUUUCAUUGAUUCAUACGAUAUUGCAUCUCACGAAGUCAACCUAUUACAGAAAGUCGAUGACCAUCCCAACGUCAUUAGGUACUUCUGUCAAAAGCAAACGAACUUGUUCCUUUACAUUGCUUUGGAGUUGUGUCCCGCUUCGCUCCAUGACGUGUUCGAGGCUGCCCAGCACAGGCAUAUCCUGGACCUAAUGCACCCCCCUGAAGUUCUAAGGCAAAUGACGAUGGGUGUGCAGCAUUUACAUAGCCUCAAAAUCGUCCACCGCGAUAUCAAGCCACAGAAUAUCCUGGUGGCAGAGCCAAAGCGAAGUCUCCGAGAUCCAUCAGAAAUCAAACACCCGAAGAUUUUGAUUUCCGAUUUCGGACUCUGCAAAAAACUCGAGGCCGACCAGAGCUCUUUCCGAGCGACGACGGCACAUGCUGCAGGUACAUCUGGCUGGCGUGCACCAGAACUUCUGAUAGGUGAAUCCGGUGAUGCAACCAUAUCGAGCCUAUCAGAGCAUACCAACGGAUCCACAUCCGAUUCGUCGGUACUUGAUACUCUGACGAAUAGGAGAGCCACACGAGCCAUCGAUAUCUUUUCGUUGGGAUGUGUCUUCUACUUCGUUCUUACAGGGGGUGGCCAUCCUUUUGGUGAUCGAUACCUUCGUGAAGGAAAUAUCAUCACAGGCAAAUUCAAUCUCUCCGGCUUAGAUGUGUUGGGUGAUUCGGGAUCUGAAGCCAGUGACUUGAUUGCUAGCAUGAUCGCCCGAAACCCCAAAGCAAGACCCGAUGCUACCAAAGUCCUUACGCAUCCAUUUUUCUGGUCGGCGGAGAAGAAGUUAAACUUCCUCCUAGAUGUAUCGGAUCGCUUUGAGAAAGAGGAGAGAGACCCCCCUUCGCCUUUGCUGCAAAAGCUUGAGAGUUACGCGAAGCCCACCUUCAAUGGGGAUUGGUACAAGAAGCUAGAUAAAGGAUUGAUUGACAAUCUCGGAAAGCACAGGAAGUAUCAAGGAGAUAGGAUGCUUGAUCUUCUUAGGGCUUUGCGAAAUAAGAAACAUCAUUAUCAAGACUUACCGCCAGCCGUACAAGCAACUGUUGGCCAACUACCGGACGGCUAUUUGAGUUAUUUCACCUCCAGAUUCCCAGCCCUCCUCGUCAACAUGUUUCAUCUUGUGAGAGACGAAAUUCAAGAUGAAGCGAUGUGGAGAACCUACUUUACUUCCUAA